CGGAUGCCACGCUUUCGUAUGUCUCGGCGCCACGAGCCUCCCAGACAUUCAGCUGAGCCUCAGCUACGGUAUAGCUGAUGGGCGUGUUCUAAAUGCGAUUCCAAGGUUUUCGAGAGAGGUUACUGCGCUUGAAGGCUUGAAGGCUCGUAGGUCGGACCUAGUUAAAUACCGGCCAGAACCUCGCAGUACUAUCAGCAUCUAGCCGUCUCUCCAUCAAGCUCAUCAUCUCCAUCACCUUCAUCAUCAAAAAUGCACUUCUCUACCACUCUAGCCAUCUCGGCUCUAUUGGAGUUUGCCGCAGCGGCAACAUGCCCCGCGUCAGGACCUCCAACGUACCCGAAGGCCACAGAAAGGAACAACGCCUUCAUCCCUUUCAUCAACAAGUUUCCCCUCAUCGACAGUACACCUUCCGUUACAUUUACGGUCAAGACAAAAUACAACCAGACGGCAGUGAAUAUCAAGUCUGCCGGUAUGGACACCGGUUCCACUGGUCUCAUGAUCGGUGCCGGGGUCCUCGGUUUCGACGAGAAAACAGAUUUCGACAAAUCCCAGCCGGGAAACGAAUUCCUCUCUUCAAGCAACAGACUGUGGCAAGGCUACUGGAUUGAGGCGAACAUCACUUUUCCCGCACGAAAUGAUGAGCUCACAGCCGGCGAAGAGGUUGUCGCCUCCGUGCCUAUCAUGGUCGUCACCGAGGCCAGCAUCUGCAAAGCAUGGAAGAAACAGGGCAGCUGCACGGAAGCGCAGAAGUCCAACAUCACAAUGUACCCCAACGAUAUCCACUACAUGGGAGUCGGCUUCGGUAGAUGGAGCACCGAGCAGCCCGAUGCUAUUCCUAGCAAGGUUACCUUGAUCAACAUCGUGUCUAUCGGGGGCCGGCCUGUUGAUGAUAUGCACCAGGGCUACAUCAUUGGCAAAGAUGGUGUCGAGGUCGGCCUUACGAGUGAAAACACGGAGGGGUUUUGCAAGACGAAGCUUGGCCUUACGCCCGGAUCCAAAGCCCUCCGCGACUGGUACAUGGUGGACAUGGCAAUCAGUAUCAACGACUCGCCUUACGACCACGGCUCAGCCCUUCUCGAUACCGGCAUCGCCCAGUCGUUCAUCAGGGUCAAUAAAGACGUCGCUGCCAAGGGAACCGUUGUGGUGGUUCACAUUCCCAACGAAAAGAAUCCCAUUGCGACAUACAACGUAACUGCCCAGGGUGCGGGUAAGCCUAAUCCUGCGACAAUGCAGCCGGCAGGGUAUAUUCUGGAGGAGCCCACGCCGUCGAAGCCAAUCUACAUCAACACUGGUAGGAUGUUCUAUAACGGCUUUGACGUCCUCUAUGAUUCCGACUGUGGCUGGUUUGGAUUGGCGGAGAUCUCAGAAACUAGCGUGAAGAGGGUCAAGAGGGCAACUUGCCCGUCCUAAGAUUGAGGGAAAGGCGUCUUGAUUUAGUUUAUUCAAGUUGCAACGCCUCCGAGGAAUGAAGUUAUGCAGAGAUAUUUAUGCCGCCCAAGCGGAAG
Molecule: messenger RNA, 1505 nt
Organism: Colletotrichum acutatum
Lineage: Eukaryota; Fungi; Ascomycota; Sordariomycetes; Glomerellales; Glomerellaceae
Exons: 3
Coding region: 250-1410 (386 amino acids)
Source: RefSeq, a predicted model, not a curated record